CCCCGUAUUUCCUUUAUGUUCUAUCAGAUUCAAACACUGAUGUUUUUCUUGCUGGUGUGUGUCCAGGCUCAUAGGCAAGCUGAGGAAAAGAAAACAGUUGCUUUCAGAAAACAAGCCAUCUCUCACACACAGCACAUUGAGUCCACACAGAGCUGCAUCCAGAUACACAGCACCAUAGAGGUAGAGAAAGAAUGGGAGGUAGAGAAAGAAGAGGCUUUACAGGUGCAGCGUGGGAUACUGGAGGAGCAAGCCCGGGAUGCUCUGGAGAGUGAGAGAGAAGAGGAAUGCCCUGGCUCUUCAAAACAAAGUGGUGGAACUACAGUAAACAGAACCAAGAUCACUGGUCACCAACAAAACAUCAGAUUUAACUUAAUCAUCAACUCAAUCAUCAAGUUUACAGACGACUCAUCAGUAGUAGGCCUGAUUACCAACAAUGACAAGACAGCCUAUAGGGAGGAGGUGAGGGCCCUGGGUGAGUGGUGCCAGGAAAAUAACCUCUCACUCAACGUCAACAAAACAAAAGAGCUGAUUGUGGACUUCAGAAAACAGCAGAGGGAGCACAGCCCUCUCCACAUUGAUGGGAUCGCAGUGGAGCAGGUGGAAAGCUUCAAGUUCCUCUACGUACACAUCACUGACGAUCUGAAAUGGUCCACCCACACUGACAGUGUGAUGAAAAUCCUCAGAAGGCUGAAGAAAUUUGCCACGGCCUGA
This is a messenger RNA of Oncorhynchus kisutch (coho salmon), 711 nucleotides long. RefSeq lists its product as uncharacterized. The transcript has 3 exons. NCBI's taxonomy places the organism in Eukaryota, Metazoa, Chordata, Actinopteri, Salmoniformes, Salmonidae. The coding region runs from base 16 to 711 and encodes 231 amino acids. The record is from RefSeq and is a predicted model, not a curated record.